AUGUCAAUGCUAUCUCCCGAGAUCAAAUUUGAGACUUCCAAAGUCACUGGAAGCUCCUUGGACAACUGCUUUCUGUUUGAGAGCAGCUGGAGGAAAGCGCUUUCAGAAACACAGAAGAUGAGGAAAGCAUUUGGUAUGGAAGAGCCCAAAGAAUGUUUCAAAAUGCCACAUUUACCAGAAUUGCCAAAGAGCUUAAGUUCAACUCCGCUAGAGAUUCAUAAACGGCUGCUGCGCUCUGAGACUGGGAUCCCUCCGAUCAGGGUAAAGAAGACCAGAGGGUCGUGCAGCAUGACAGCACUUCAGGAGAAGUCAAAAGGUUAUGUCUUCAGCGACCCUUUCACAGGGGCGCCCUCUCAGUUCUUACAGAGACUUUCCAAACUGGCCAUCCUGGAGUAUGACACUAUUCGGCAGGAAACAUGCAAGAAAUCAACAAGAGGCAAGAAGCGGGAUCUCCGAGACUGCUAAUAACCCCCAGCCAUGCGACGCUUUCUUCCCUGGGUUUGUACUUCACACUUGUCAUGUUUCUUUUUCUUUUUUUUUUUUUCAUUAUUUUUGAUAUGUGAUAUGAUAUACAUACAAACGGAAA
This is a messenger RNA of Psammomys obesus (fat sand rat), 586 nucleotides long. It is a transcript of the gene CUNH8orf89, whose product is annotated as chromosome unknown C8orf89 homolog. The record is from RefSeq and is a predicted model, not a curated record. The transcript has 4 exons. Bases 1 to 465 code for a protein of 154 amino acids. NCBI's taxonomy places the organism in Eukaryota, Metazoa, Chordata, Mammalia, Rodentia, Muridae.